This is a messenger RNA of Talaromyces amestolkiae, 4398 nucleotides long. RefSeq lists its product as uncharacterized. The transcript is spliced from 7 exons. The record is from RefSeq and is a predicted model, not a curated record. Gene Ontology annotation, cellular component: CCR4-NOT complex. Lineage: Eukaryota; Fungi; Ascomycota; Eurotiomycetes; Eurotiales; Trichocomaceae. Gene Ontology annotation, biological process: protein ubiquitination. Gene Ontology annotation, molecular function: nucleic acid binding; ubiquitin-protein transferase activity. The coding region runs from base 1 to 4398 and encodes 1465 amino acids.
AUGUCGAAUCGAAAUCAGAUAGACUCGGUCAUUGACGACGAUGACGAGUUCUGCCCACUCUGUAUUGAAGAGUUUGAUCUUUCAGACAAAAACUUCAAACCUUGUCCUUGCGGCUAUCAGAUCUGUCAGUUUUGCUACAACAAUAUCAAAACUCAUAGCGAAGAGGGCCGGUGUCCCAACUGCAGACGUGUUUACGAUGAAAGCACUAUACAGUACAAGGUGCCUGAUGUAGACGAGUUCAAAGCCGACUUGGCACUGAAGCAUCGGAAAGCGGCCGCCGCGAAGAAAAAGGAAGCAGAGAAACGAGAAAUUGAAGCUUCCAGCCGAAAGAACCUUGCUGGUGUGAGAGUCGUUCAAAAAAACCUGGUUUACGUUAUUGGGUUAAAUCCCACAAUACGGGACGAAGGGCAGCUUUUGCAGACGCUGCGUGGCCCGGAGUAUUUUGGCCAGUAUGGCGAGAUUGACAAAAUCGUCGUUAGCAAAGCCAAACCAGGUGGCAACCCCAACCAAGGAAUUGGCGUCUACGUGACAUUUUCGAGAAAAGUCGAUGCAGCUAGCUGUAUCGCGGCUGUGGAUGGUUCGACAAACGGCGAUAGACUCCUUAGGGCGCAAUACGGAACCACUAAAUACUGCUCGUCUUUUCUGCGAAAUGAACAGUGCAACAACCGCAAUUGCACAUUCCUUCAUGAAACCGGCGAUGAUAAUGAAAGCUACAGCAGGCAAGAUCUGUCUUCGAUGAAUACUGCGCAAAGACCACAUUACACGAACGGCGCGACAAAUGCUGGCACUCGACCCUUUACUCAGCCUCUGCAAUCCCAACCCAUGCGCAGGCAGGGUAGCAAAGAUGAAGGCGGAAAGCCUCUACCAGAUGGCCCUGCUCUCCCAUCCUCUGCAAGUUGGGCGAACAAGGACGCACCUUUUAAUCGCGCUAGGCGACUUAGUGCUGGUAGCCGCUCAUCACCAAGUCCGAAGCCGGCAAACGUUCCCCUGGCGAAAAGCGAAGAACUCAAAAAGAAUUUUCCUACGGCACAAGAAUCGCGACGAUCCACUCCCGCUCCCGCUCCUGCCCCGGCUCCAGUAUCAACACCAGCACCCGCACCGGUACCGGUUGCUGCUCCGACUCCAGCGCCCUCUCAAGGCCUUCCUCCGGCCAAACCAGCAACAGCCCCCGCACCAGUCAAGGAUGGCCUAUUAGAGUCGCUUCUCAACGCGGUAAACUCUCCAGGAUUUCGCUUCGUCUUUUCGACCGAUGGCUUGUCCGACGAUGAUUUGAAGUACAUAGAAAAUGGUCCCUCCUUGAUCGAUCCAUAUGGCGGGGCAAAGCGCCGAGCGAUGCGGGAAAAAGUCGAGCAAGAGCGUGCUAAACAAGAGGCCGAAACACAAUCGUUGUUGCAAUCAGCGGCAGCGGACGACGAGAACCGCGAGAGUGGCAGCUUGCAAUUGGGUGGCGAGCCGGAUGAUGUACAUCCAUCAAGAAAUACAGUCUCUCGUAAUCGCGAUACACAUGGUGCGAUCCAGCCUCCCUCCCAACAAACAACAAAUGCCAAUUCGUUAGUUGGCUCUCCUGUGUCCAUAUCGCAACAAUUUCACAACUUGAACACGAACACUCGGAGCUUGACCCCUCUUCAGCAACAACAACUUAUGCUUCUGAAAUCCGGUGCUGGUCAGCAAGGCGGACUCACAUCCAACACGAGGCUAUUCGGUCAACAAAAUCUGAUGCAAACUGGAAAUCCCGGUCAACUCGCUGCUCCCGCUCCUCAACAAGGUCAAUUUUACACCAGCAGCGUUCAAGGGCCCCCUCCGGGUUUGAAGACAGCCGGUACACCCCCCAUCAGCGGUGGUGGCAUGUUUGCACAGGGUCACGGCUUCACGUCAAACACGAAUCUUGGACUGGGUUCGAAUGUCGGAAAGCAGGAGUCGAAUCCAGACCUUAUGCGCGAGUUACUUCGUGGUCGUGGCGUGUCAGCUGGAACUGGUGGAUUGCAGGGUCAUGAAUCUGCUAAGCGUGAGUUCUUACUUCCCUUCAUUCAACAGCACCAUACCCCCCCUCCCCUGACUCCCGCUACUGGCCUUCUCAACGCGUUCUAUGGAUCCCAGAACGGUGCUCUCACCGAUUUUGGACCACAGAAGCAAAAGAAGAAGGGGAAGAAGCACAGACACGCUAACACUUCCUCCGGUGGAGGCGGUGUAGUAGAUCUUGCGGACCCGAGCAUUCUACAGGCGAGAAUGCAUCAAGUCGGUGUUGGUUCGACUGGGCAAGUGCUAUACGGAAGUCAGGGGCAAGUGGACGAUGAAGAAUUCCCACCUCUGAGUGUUGGACCGAAGAGCAGGCUGGAACAUGCUUUUAGGCCGACAUUGACUCAAGAGUCGCGAGAGCAUUCUCGAGCGGGUACUCCAUCUCUUCCUCCUGGUCUUCCCCUCCCACAUGGCCAUCCACCGGCAGCUUUCUUCUCAGAUAAGAAAAGUUUGGACAGUCCAGAGUUCCCUUUUAGUCUACCGACUCAUGGUCCUCCCGGUCUUCCAGCGUCUGGACGUGCGACACCAUUGCAAAAGUCAUUGGACACUGUAUCCCGGCAACAGACCCCAAUGGUUCCGGAUGUCUCGGAUGAAAAUGCACAGGUCGAGAAGAUUCGGAACUUUGGAGAUAUCUCAUUAGGUUCUCCCAAGGCACGAUCGGCUAGAAAGCCCAACGCUGCGGCACCAACAGACCUGCCGGCUAGCAACAAAUCAACGGUGACAAAGGGUUCACAGAACAAAAAGCACAAGCCUAUCAAGCUAGACCUUUCUAUGCCGUUGGAAGAGGUGCCGGCCGCAUCACCUGUAAAGGAAAGCCCAGCAUCUAGCAACGUCACUCCUGCGAACUUGCCACAAUCAAACGUUGCGGCUAACUCGCGACCUGGCACGCCGCUGACUGGAAUAUCACGGAAUUCCGAUUCUUCUGGACCGCGUCAACCAAGGGUCCUUCGUGUUGUGGACACGCCAAAGGCAGAGACUCCCCCUCCUCCAUCGGCAGCGCCGUCGCUAUCUUCGGUUGUUCAAGCCAAGAUCCGCUCUAGACGCCCAAGUAUUUCUUCAGCUGAUCGUCCUGAAACGCCUGGCGAUAUAGGCUCUGAAUUUGAGUUUACUUCCGCAUCUGCGUCACGAGCCAAUUCGCCCCCUCCAAGCAAAAUCGGAUCUGCCCCUGUCCGUUCCAUGACAAAGAAUCAAGUGAAGAAAGAGCGAAGAAUGAAGGCAAAGCAGGCAGAGGAGGCUAUCAAAGAAGAGGUAGCGACAGCCAUUCCUGAGGAACCUAUUCAAGCUCCAAUUAUUGGGCGCAAACGCAAAACCAAGAAGCCACCUACUGCGUCCGAGGUUGCUGCUUCUACAUCUACCAAGGAGCCUUCCGAUGCGGAAAAUGUCCCUACGCCAAAAGUCGAGGCGAAAGCCGAUGUAAGCACUCAGAAACCGAAACCAUCACCAGAGAAAGUCCCGGAUGUCAGCAAGCCUGUGUUGGAUGCAGAAGUAGUUGAGCCUCCGGCCGACGAACCAUGGAGAGCUAACAACACGAUUGCGCAGUUGAUUGAAGACGCCAAAGCUACGGGUACUUCAAUUAAGGAUUUGUUCUUGGAACGAACAGCGCCUCUUCAUGUUCUAUUGGCUCAAAUGCAAAGCAAGGGUGAUAUUGAUCUUAAUAAUCAUCCAUUGUUCAACCCUCCCCCUCUUAGUCAGCGCACCGACAUGAAAAGUGAGGCUGAGGACUACGAGUUUUUCAAGCUGCCAUUGUACAUUUCGGAAGAGAAUAAGAAAAUCUUGCUCAGCGGCCAACCACUCCGAAUCAACCAUGGCGUUGACAACCUGAAAGUGCGAUGCAUGAUAACGCCCAAGGGUCGUGUGUUGCGCCACCUGUCUGACGAAGAAGAAGACCGCUAUCUUGAGCUGGAAAGUCACGUGGAUGCUGGUACUUGGAAUGAAUACCCUUCGACUAAUGUUCCGGGUCUUGACGUGACCAAUAUGAACGGGGGGUUGGAUGCGCUAUUCUUGACGCCUGGAAGAUUCGGUGUCGCUCUAUCCGAACCACCAAGUCCUAGGAUGUCGCUUGCUGCUGGUGGAGCAGUCGUCACUGCCGAAGACCAGUUCGCGCUGGAUCCCCCAUCAGAGUCCGGUCCUACCAUGGGCGAGACCGAUCACACUCACAAACUUCCCGAGUCAGCGAGAUAUCCUCCGAUCAUCCCCGAAAUGGACAAUGUUUUUGGUAUGUCGAACAAAGAGCUGCGCGCUUUUAUCGAGCAGUCGCAGCGGGAGUUGGAGAGUUCCCGAAAGGAUUUUGACGCUGUUGACAAGAAACUAGCGGCUUUGGUCAAGCGAAACAAGAAACUUGCGCAACAGGCACUUGGUUCUGUCGUUGAGGUUGGGAAAUAG